Aspergillus fijiensis CBS 313.89 is the source of this 733-nucleotide messenger RNA. Its product is annotated as PaaI family thioesterase. The transcript has 10 exons. Lineage: Eukaryota; Fungi; Ascomycota; Eurotiomycetes; Eurotiales; Aspergillaceae. The record is from RefSeq and is a predicted model, not a curated record. Gene Ontology annotation, molecular function: fatty acyl-CoA hydrolase activity. Bases 90 to 587 code for a protein of 165 amino acids.
CGCCCGUCUAUACUCCGUAGUGACUUAGCUCAUAUAUCCAUAUAUCUCCGCAACUCGACUCAAUUGCACUGGUUCGACUCGAAUUUACCAUGACCUCCUUGCGCUUUGUCAGAUCUGUCUGGGAGUCCUUUCGGGCCAAUUCGGGGCUGGAGCCUCGUCUAUUAGAUGGUCUCCGCGUAACAGCCGCCCGACCCGGCAGAGUCAACUUUGAACUCGACAUCAAGAAAGAGCACACAAACCGCUUGCAAAUCCUCCAUGGCGGGACCAUCGCCAGCAUGGUGGACCUAGGCGGUUCCCUCGCGGUAGCCUCCCGCGGUCUCUUCGCUACGGGUGUAUCGACCGAUCUCAAUGUGACCUAUCUCAGCUCCGGGGGUAAAGUCGGAGACAAGAUUCUGGCGGAGGUCAAAUGUGAUAAAUUCGGCAAAACUCUGGCCUACACCUCGAUCAAAUUCCUCAACGAGAAGGGCGAUGUCUUUGCGCGGGGUAGUCACACUAAGUUCGUCGCCCUUGCAUGGAAGGACCCGCAGAAUAUCGUCGAAGAGAUGGCAAAGGAGGAGCAGCAGUCCUCGUCAAAGAGCGAGGGUUAAGUGGGCUCUUUCUUUUGAGGGUACUUUGGUGAAGGUGAUAAGUCGGAUCGUCGGAGACACGACUCGUACCCCUGUAGAAAAAAAAGGCAAGAGACGCGAGUUAGAGACUGUAGCUGUAUAGAUGUACAGUAUAUAUGUUGGGACCG